This is a messenger RNA of Plectropomus leopardus (leopard coralgrouper), 1522 nucleotides long. RefSeq names its product protein arginine methyltransferase 8a (gene prmt8a). Gene Ontology annotation, cellular component: plasma membrane. The record is from RefSeq and is a predicted model, not a curated record. Gene Ontology annotation, molecular function: protein-arginine omega-N monomethyltransferase activity; protein-arginine omega-N asymmetric methyltransferase activity; histone methyltransferase activity. Gene Ontology annotation, biological process: chromatin remodeling; peptidyl-arginine methylation, to asymmetrical-dimethyl arginine. NCBI's taxonomy places the organism in Eukaryota, Metazoa, Chordata, Actinopteri, Perciformes, Serranidae.
AAAGAACAUUAAAAUUUGGGGAUGUGAAUGAGAAUUAUUUAAUUAUAAAUGAGAAAAACAUUGGGAAACAUAUUGUUUUCUUAUCCACUUUACUUCUAUCAAGUGUGAGCACUAUUUUUUAUUCGCUGGCUCCUAUGGGAAUUAAGCACUCGUCCCGCUGUAUGCUCCUCAGGAGAAAAAUGGCGGAGUCUGAGAGCAUAGAGCAACCACAGCCACAGCCGCGGCCAAUCCGCAUAAUUCCGUCCCAGUCGGCGCAGCCCACCUCGUUGCCCAAGCCGGUGCCUUCCAUACAGCAUGCCUCACGGCCGCCUCUGCCACCACACACGCCCCAUGCUGCCAGCCUCCCUAGCUGUCCUGGGCGGGGGAAGAUGUCCAAGUUCCUUAGCCCGGAGGACAUGACCUCACGGGACUACUACUUUGACUCUUAUGCCCACUUUGGUAUACAUGAGGAGAUGCUGAAGGACGAAGUGAGGACGCUCACCUACAGGAACUCCAUGUACCACAACAAGCAUGUCUUCAAGGACAAAAUAGUGUUGGAUGUUGGAAGCGGGACCGGAAUCCUGUCCAUGUUUGCAGCCAAGGCAGGGGCAAAGCAUGUGUAUGGGAUUGAAUGUUCCAGUAUAUCAGAGUACUCAGAGAGGAUCAUCAAGUCCAACCACCUCGACAGUGUGAUCACCAUCUUCAAAGGCAAGGUGGAGGAGGUGGAGCUUCCUGUUGAGAAGGUUGACAUCAUAAUUUCUGAGUGGAUGGGUUACUGUCUCUUCUAUGAAUCCAUGCUCAACACCGUCAUCUUUGCCAGGGACAAGUGGCUGAAACCCGGUGGAUUAAUGUUUCCUGACCGUGCCUCUCUGUAUGUGGUGGCCAUAGAAGACAGGCAGUACAAAGACUUCAAGAUACACUGGUGGGAGAACGUUUAUGGCUUCGACAUGACCUGUAUACGUAAUGUGGCCAUGAAGGAGCCUCUGGUGGACGUAGUGGACCCCAAACAGGUGGUGACCAAUUCCUGCCUCAUCAAGGAGGUGGACAUCUACACAGUGAAGACUGAGGACCUCUCAUUUACCUCAGCGUUCUGCCUGCAGAUCCAGAGGAAUGAUUAUAUCCAUGCACUGGUCACCUACUUCAACAUUGAGUUCACAAAGUGUCACAAGAAAACUGGUUUCUCCACCGCACCAGAUGCUCAAUAUACCCACUGGAAGCAGACAGUGUUUUACCUUGAGGACUAUUUGACGGUGCGGAGAGGAGAGGAGAUCGUCGGCAGCAUUGCUAUGAAGCCUAAUGAGAAAAAUAUUCGCGACUUGGACUUUACCUUCGAGCUGGAUUUCAAAGGGCAGCUGUGUGAAGCAGCCAUAUCCCACGACUACAAGAUGCGUUAAGUUUGACUGGAGGACAUUGUUUGUCCACUGAGAACAACCCCUGAGCACCUGAGGGAGACAGACACUCCCAUGACCACAGACAGACACACUGUGUAAUGUAUGAGGGGAUAGAAUAAGAGAAAAGCCCAGCCCGAAGACCAGGCAGAGGU